AUGUCAUCUAUUGUGAACAACCCAACGGUGCUUGAUGCAAAGUUGCUAGUUCCGAAAGCUCUUGUGGCCAGGCCAUACGUCUGGCCUUGGACCAUAAUAUAUCCCAUCUGGGGCAAUAUCUAUUUCAACCAUUACGAUGAGUAUAUCAAAGGUCCAGAAUGGACUUUUGUGUACUUUGGAACAAUUCUUUCCUUACAACUUCUGUUUUGGUUAAUGCCUCAUUGGAAUUUGAAUAUUAGAGCAAAAUUCCAGUAUAACCCUGUCGAUAAGAUUUCUGAGGCUACUCAUAUCAGAAUCACACCUGCACCAAACACUGGAUUAGGUGAGAUUUGUGAGAUUAGAACAGACAAGUUUGAGGAUGGAGAGACUCAGGUUUCAUUUCUUUACCAGAAGAGAAGACAUCUGCUUCAUUCGGAUAAUGUAUUUUCUCCUCCCCAGUUUAUUGUUGAUGAGAACCCUCAACUUGGUGUUUUCCAAGAAUCCACAGGACUAAGUGGCCCACUAUCAAAGAUGCAGAGAUUGUAUGGUAAAAACUUGUUUGACAUUCCAAUUCCAACAUUCUUGGAGUUGUUCAAAGAACACGCUGUUGCUCCAUUUUUUGUGUUCCAAAUCUUUUCCGUUGCAUUAUGGUGCAUGGAUGAAAUGUGGUAUUUUUCGUUGUUUUCGUUGUUCAUGUUGGUAUCCUUUGAAUGUACCACUGUUUUCCAGAGAAGAUCCACCAUGAAUGAGUUCCACAGUAUGGGUAUAAAACCAUAUCUCAUUUAUGUCUUCCGUAAUAAGACCUGGGUCAACAUUCAAAGUGACGAUUUGCUUCCAGGCGAUUUGGUUUCUAUUACUCGCACAGCUGAAGAUAGCGCUAUUCCUUGUGAUCUAAUCCUUGUGGAUGGAUCUUGUAUUGUCAAUGAGGCUAUGCUUUCAGGUGAAUCGACUCCCUUGUUGAAAGAGUCCAUCAAACUGAGACCAGCAACUGAUUCGUUUGACCCUGAAGGUCUAGAUAAGAACUCAAUUUUACACGGAGGUACAUCAUGUCUUCAAGUGUCCAGUCCAGAAGAUCCAUCUGUUCCUCUUGCUCCAGACGGUGGUGCUUUAGCUAUUGUUACUAAGAUUGGUUUUGAAACUUCCCAGGGUUCUUUGGUUCGUGUUAUGAUAUUUUCCAGUGAGAGAAUGAGUGUCGCCAACAAGGAGGCAUUCUUCUUCAUUUUGUUUCUGCUAGUGUUUGCCAUUGUUGCUUCAUGGUAUGUUUGGGUCGAAGGUAGUAAAAUGGGUCGUAUUCAAUCUAAGUUGAUCUUGGACUGUAUAAUGGUGAUAACCUCAGUUGUUCCUCCGGAACUCCCUAUGGAACUGACCAUGGCAGUUAAUUCCUCGUUGGCCUCUUUGGGUAAGUACUAUGUUUACUGUACCGAACCCUUUAGGAUUCCACUUGCAGGAAGAAUUGACGUUUGUUGUUUUGACAAAACUGGAACGUUAACAGCCGAGGACCUUGUUUUCGAAGGAUUGGCUGGCUUUGAUGAAUCCGAUGUACACUCUUUGAAGAAACCAAACGAUGUUCCCGAAGAAACUUUGCACGUUCUCGGAGCAGCUCACGCAUUGGUUAAGUUGGACGAUGGAGAAGUUGUUGGUGACCCAAUGGAACAGGCAACAUUGAAGGCUGCUGGAUGGAAGCUAGGUGAUAAAGACCAAUUGUACAAAACCGAUGGAAAGAAACAGGAGAAAAUUAAAAUUCUGAGAAGAUUUCAAUUUUCUUCUGCCUUGAAGAGAUCUAGUUCUAUUGCCACUGUACAUAAGAAAAAUUUUGUUGCCGUGAAGGGUGCCCCUGAAACCAUCAAAGAAAGACUAGUUGAUGCCCCUAAACAUUACGAGAAUACUUACAAGACUUUCACUAGAGCUGGGUCGAGAGUGUUGGCUUUGGCCUACAAACCAUUACCAGACAAUUUAUCAUCGAACAAGAUUACAAAAUUCACCAGAGAAGAAGUCGAGACUGAUCUAUUGUUUGCUGGUUUCAUUGUUUUCCAUUGCCCAAUGAAAGGAGAUGCUAUCGAGACAAUCAGAAUGUUGAAUGAGUCAAGCCACAGAUGUGUUAUGAUCACCGGUGACAAUCCACUAACCGCGGUCCAUGUUGCUAAGGAAGUUGAAAUUUCCAAACGACCUACACUUAUCCUUGAUUUGCCUGAAGCCCAUCACGGGGACCACGAACUAAUCUGGAGAAGUGUUGAUGAAAGUGAGCUCAUUCCUUUCUCGUCCACGGACAAGAUUGAUGAGAGCAUUUUUGAUAAGAGUGAUAUUUGCCUAACUGGGUAUGCUUUAGCUAAGUUAAUGGAUCAUCCCCAAUUGACGAAGCUUAUUAGACACACUUGGGUGUUUGCCAGAGUUUCACCUUCUCAAAAGGAAUUUAUCUUGAAUUCCUAUAAGGAGAUGGGCUAUAAGACACUGAUGUGUGGGGACGGUACUAACGAUGUUGGUGCUUUGAAACAGGCACACGUUGGUAUUGCACUGUUAAAUGGUACGGAAGAAUCGCUGAAAAAGAUCCAGGAAAACAAGAAGAUUGAAGCCAUUCAAAAAAUGUACCAGAAGCAGGUUGAUUUGAUGAAGAGAUGGAACUCUCCUCCACCCAAGGUUCCCCCUUUGAUUGCCCAUUUAUACCCACCUGGACCAUUGAAUCCCCACUACUUAACUGCACUUGAGAAGAAUGGUAAGACAAUCACUGAUGAAAUCCGUGCUUCGGUAGCUGCUGCCAACGACGGACAAGUAUCUGCUGCAGUGGGAGCAUCUUUGAAUGCUUCGAGCUUAGCUGAUUCUCUUACUGGGUCAAUGACUGAUCUAGAGGAGGAGAUGGAGGCCCCGACCCUGAAAUUGGGUGAUGCUUCAGUUGCAGCUCCAUUUACUUCCAAACUAGCUAAUGUCAACACAGUCACCCACGUUAUUCGCCAGGGAAGAUGUGCUUUGGUGUCGACUAUUCAAAUGUACAAAAUUUUGGCAUUGAAUUGUCUGAUUAGCGCUUAUUCCUUGUCUGUAUUGUACUUGGCUGGAAUCAAGUUUGGUGAUAUGCAAGCCACCGUAAGUGGAAUGCUGUUAUCUGUAUGCUUCCUUUCAAUUUCUCGUGGUAAGCCAAUUGAGAAAUUGUCUAAACAAAGACCCCAACCUGGAAUUUUUAACAUUUAUAUCAUGGGAUCAAUUAUUGGUCAAUUUGCUGUCCACAUUAUCACCUUGAUCUAUAUCGCAAUUGAAAUUUACAAGUUGGAGCCAAGAGAGCCUCAAGUCGAUUUAGAGAAGGAGUUCAAGCCAUCAUUGUUGAACACGGCUAUUUUCCUGUUGCAAUUAGCUCAACAGGUUGCCACAUUUGCUGUUAACUACCAAGGUAAACCUUUUAGAGAGUCAAUUUCUGAGAAUAAAGGAAUGUAUUAUGGUCUAGUAGGAGUUUCAUUUUUGUGCAUCAGUGGAGCAACUGAGUUUGUCCCUGAACUGAACCAAGGUAUGAAAUUUGUGCCUAUGGACAAGUUAUUCAAAACUAAACUUACUUCAUGCAUUUUGUUAGACGUUGGACUUUGUUUUUUCAUUGAGCAAGUGCUCAAAUAUUUCUUCAGUGAUUUCAAAGCAAGCGACAUUGCUAUUCACGACGAGGAUGAGGAGGAGAUUGAGAUCAAGAAGAACAUUUAG
This is a messenger RNA of Komagataella phaffii GS115, 3654 nucleotides long. Its product is annotated as P-type ATPase, ion transporter of the ER membrane involved in ER function and Ca2+ homeostasis. The record is from RefSeq and is a predicted model, not a curated record. Gene Ontology annotation, cellular component: endoplasmic reticulum membrane. The transcript has a single exon. Gene Ontology annotation, biological process: intracellular calcium ion homeostasis. Lineage: Eukaryota; Fungi; Ascomycota; Pichiomycetes; Pichiales; Pichiaceae. Gene Ontology annotation, molecular function: ATP binding; ATP hydrolysis activity; P-type ion transporter activity. The coding region runs from base 1 to 3654 and encodes 1217 amino acids.